Messenger RNA from Phytophthora nicotianae INRA-310, 4865 nucleotides. RefSeq lists its product as hypothetical. Gene Ontology annotation, molecular function: RNA binding; ATP binding. Gene Ontology annotation, cellular component: intracellular anatomical structure. Bases 44 to 4693 code for a protein of 1549 amino acids. The transcript has a single exon. The record is from RefSeq and is a predicted model, not a curated record. Lineage: Eukaryota; Oomycota; Peronosporomycetes; Peronosporales; Peronosporaceae.
GAAUGCCAUCCAAGCAUAUUUUAUUUCGCUAAGUAAUUUACACAUGCACCCAGAGCGGGGAUUCGAGUUCCGUCGGGACCUGGAGCAGCUCGCGCACGAUGGCAUCCUACAUUCUCGUCGCCUGAAGCAGCGCGCACUCUUCCGUCCUGGAGUAUUAGCUUCGUUGGAGCCCGCGGACGUACAGCUACAGGACCGUACGAAGAAGAAACUAGCGCGAGCGCUACGCUCGUUGCGUGAUGACUACGGUGCAUCGCUGGCCUUAAGCAAAGAAGCGCUAGCCUACACAAACUCGCUGGAGGAUGCGUUGAGCUUCCUGACGCUACAGUACGCUAGCAACGAGCUACCACCCACUCUACGUGCUCUACCUACAGAACUACUGAGUGUUAAGGAUGCUGACGAGAGCGGAGAGUUGCUGGCUGAGGUGAACGUCCCCGUAAGAAAGAAAGAGGUAGAGCGGGUAGAACAGGAGAAGCAGAAGAAGGCAGAACACAUGAAGAAGGAGGAACCAACGUCUCAGGAGAAAAACCAGGAGAAAAAUCAAACAGACGCCAAGCAGACGGAGGCGCUCUCGUGGACGCAGCAAUAUGUGCUCAGCAUGGCAGCAAGAGAGGAGGAAAUGGCUCGACGGGAGGCCGAAGUGACGCCUGAAGCUCGCGAGCUGGAGGAGCUGGAGAAACGCUACAAUGACCUGGUGGCGGCGUUAAAUCGCUUGAAGGAACGCAAGAGCAAGAAGAAAAAUAAGAGUGGUGACAAGCAAAAGACUCGAGAACUGAAUGAACAGAUACAGGAUACACGACGUCAAUUACUCGCUCGAGGAUGGAGAGAUCCCAUGCAACAGUCGAAGAAAGACUCCAAGAAAGAAAGAAGUCUCGAGAAGGAGAAGAAGAUGGUCUCUGUUCCUGAGAAAAAAGAUGUGUCUGCUAUAUCUAACCACGCGAUUGAAGAAGCAGAUGACGAAUUAUUGUCGUUGGCUCUUGGCAUAACAGAGGAGCAGGAAGAGAGCGAUCAGGUUGACAAGAAGGAGGCAGAGAUCGAACAGGACGUUCAGGUGAAAGAAAAGACUGAAGAACCAAAUUUGACCACUCAACCAGCAGAUGACGAAGACGAUGGUGGCAUGUUCGGGCUGUUGGAAGAAGCUGAGACUACUGUGGUUAGUGCUGAGGAGAUUAAGAAGAGCACAGCUAUUGACACUGCUGCCCUCAUUGCCGCCCAAGCCGCUGCAGACCUCGCAGCUUCAAAGGGCAAGAAGGGAAAAGGAGGAAAGAACAAGAAAGGUCGCAACAUGCUGAAGGUUCAAGCGGCGGUAGCUCAAGCUGCUCAGGCGCAAGCUGCUGCUUCAGCGGCCUGGACAGGAAAGUCGCCGCGUGAUCACCUGGAGCAGCAUUGCCGCAAGAAUGGACUGCAGAAGCCUCAGUACAAGAAGCUGUCGCGAGCUCCAGGUGGAGGUCACUUGUAUUCGGUCGUGCUGGGUAGCAAAAACCGCGGUAAGCAAGAAGUAACGGUGAGAGAUGCCAGUGACGCAGUGCAAGGGUUUGAGUCCAUUUCAGAUGCCAAAGAUGCCGUCGCUACUAGCGCAUUGUUCGAGCUAGCACCGGACCUUCCACUUUAUCGAGUGUUGCCGCCAGUGUACCGUGAUAUGUGGCAGAAGUGGAUAAAGGAGCAGCAAGACAAUGAUGCAGCGGCAGCUGCUGCUGAUCGCGAUGAACAAGACGAACUAUUGACCGAGAUUUUCAAUACUCUCCCCGCUGAGAUUGCUGAAAAGCGAGCUGUCAUAGAGAUACCAGCAGCAUCAUUAAAGUCUUCAGCUCCAGUUGUAAAGAACGAUGUCGAAGACACUGAAAAUGCGCUGGAAUAUUGGAGUGUUGACGACUGGGAUGCCGAUUUAUCCGACGAGGAGACGGCACUCAAAGAAUCUCCAAGCGAUAUCAUGGUAUCGAACGAAUUGCAGGUGGAAGAGGAAAGCGAAAGCGACCGUAAAGCUGCGUUGGAUCUGUCUCAACAGCUACGUGAGCAGCUCGAAAAGCGUAUGCGUUCGAGUGCGUACAGAUCGAAGCUUCAGCAGCGCGAGUCUCUGCCGAUAGCAUCGUUCAAGAAACAGGUCGUCGAGAUGCUGUCGGACCACGACGUUAUCCUGAUCUCCGGUGAGACUGGUUGUGGUAAGAGUACGCAGGUGCCGCAGUUUUUGCUUGAAGACCUGCUGCUUUCCGAGCCUGGCGGUGCGCGUGGACAAAUUAUUUGCACUCAGCCUCGUCGACUAGCUGCUAUUAGUCUGGCUGAACGUGUCUCCGAAGAGCUGGGUGAAGCCAAUAUGGGCACGGGGGACUCGCUCACAGGCUUCCAGAUCCGACUCGAGACGCGUAUGACUAGACGUACACGCCUGCUCUUCUGUACGACAGGAAUCUUGCUUCGGAAGUUGCAAGACCCACGCACAUUAGGCGAGGAAGUGAGCCACGUUAUUGUGGAUGAGGUGCACGAACGCGAUCUCCAGAGCGAUGUGUUGCUGGCCAUGUUGCGUCAAUUCCUCGCUGAGGGUAAUGCAGCUCGACGCCGGAAAUUUGGUGGCACGUUGCCUCCAUUAAAGGUGAUUCUCAUGAGUGCUACACUCAACGCUGCAAGCUUCCAGCAGUACUUUGGUGGUGCGGCAGUGUGUCCUAUGAUUGAAGUCCCUGGUCGCACGUUCCCAGUGGAGCAAUUCUACCUCGAAGAUGUGCUUGAAAGGACACAAUUUGUCGUAGAUGAGGAAUCUCCCGCCUAUAUUCCUGUGGACGAGAGCGGAUCGGACAGGAAUUCGACUCAAAUUACGAUCUCUGGCCGUGGAGGCACUUCGUACACCCAACAGGUAUCAUGGACCUCAUCAUCCAGUGCCUCGAAGACAACAGCAAGUGAGGAGCAGAUGAUGUUAGCCGAGAAGUACAGUGAGUCUACGCUGCUUGCUUUAGAGCGCAUGGACCCGUCUGUUGUCAACUACGAGCUCGUUCAAGCGCUGUUAGAACAUAUCACGACGGAAACAGAUCUGCUUUCUCUAUCCAAGAGCAACAAGAGGAGUGCAUCCGUUCUUGUCUUCCUGCCUGGUCUUCAAGAGAUCACGACGCUACUGGAUAUACUUGGAGGCAGUCGUCUACUGCGUCAUGAUCCACAUGGCCGAGAAUUCGAGCUACUACCAUUGCAUUCGUCGCUUUCAGCGCAAGAACAGCAGCGUAUUUUUCGACAACGUCCCGGUGUUAUUCGCGUAAUCGGAGCGACAAAUAUCGCCGAGACGUCCUUGACUAUUGAUGAUGUUAAGGUUGUGAUUGAUACUGGACGCGUCAAGCAAAUGAGCCACGAUGCACAGCGUCCCACGAAUGUACUGGACGAGAUUUGGGUUGCGCGUGCCAACGCCAAGCAGCGCGCUGGACGUGCUGGCCGUACGAGUGGAGGCUCGUGUUUCCGUCUAUUCCCGCAGUCCGUCUUCCGCUCCGUUAUGCUCGAACAACCUGUGCCUGAGAUCCGCCGAGCGCCUUUAACGUCCUUAUGCUUACAGAUCAAGACGUUCGGUGUUGGUGGCGAACAGAAAGAUGGUUGUGGAGAGUUCCUGCGUGCGUGUUUGGAUCCUCCUGAUGAUUCUAGUAUCCAGGAUGCACUUGAGGAGUUGUUCGAGAUUGGCGCUUUAAAUCGAGAAGAUGAAGCGCUUACGAAACUGGGUGAGCAUUUAGCUCGACUGCCUGUGGACGUGAAGGUUGGCAAGCUGCUUUUGUUGGGCGCGCUCUUUGGUGUGUUUGACGCUGCGAGCACAUGUGCUGCCGUGCUGGAAACCAAGUCGCCGUUUGUGGCUCCUUUUGGUCGUCAGAGUGAAAUGAAACAAGCCCGUCAAACGUUCGCGGUUGCUGCGAGUGAUUUACUUACCGACGUGAACGCUUUUGAGGCCUGGCGUUAUGUUGUACAGCAUGAUAAGAGCACUGGAGUUAGUGAGAAGAGUUUCUGUCAGAGAAACUUCCUGAGUCACCGAGGGCUGCGUGAACUCAGUAAACUCAAGCGUCAGUUCCGAGGACUUGUGGCACAGCUCGGCUUCUUGCCGUCGUCGGAGAAGGAAGGAGACGAGCGUAUGAGUGUCCAGCAGUUGGCAACGAUAUCUGCGAUCUUGUAUGCUGGUUUAGCUCCGAACCUGGUGCAUGCAGAGCCGCCGAUGGCGUAUGGUCCAAAGCGUGCAGUACUUCGCGAACGUGAUCACGGUAUUGUUGUGAUGCAUCCAGGCUCGAUCAACUACAAAGUGGCAAGCUUCCGGGCGAGUAACUUCCUCACGUACGCAGUGAAGCUCCACACGUCGCAGGUGUAUCUCCCAGCCUCCAGUCUUGUAUUACCAGUGGCCGUGUGUCUAUUUAGCCAUGCACUGGAGCCAUUGCCACAGCUGCGACGUAAGGACAAGGAUGGGAACGAGACGAUUGGGCUGCGGGUGAACAACUGGGUGGUGUUCCAGAGCUCCUUCCGCUCGGCGGCGUUGCUACAAGAAAUGCGCAAUGCGAUUGUCGAAGCUAUUGACGCCAGCCUCAAGAUGCCACCAUAUGCUCGCGGUGGUAAAACUGAGUCCAAUGUGCAGAAGAUCGAGCGAGAGGAACUUGUUAACGUGCUGCGCGUACUCUUCCUUGCUGAAUUUGAGGAACGCGAUCCCAAUAAGCAGCUUUCAGGUCAGCUGUGUGCUGGCAAGGAACGUGAUUAGAACGUCAACAUUAAACGACGAAUAGAGAAAUGAUCGAUUCCUUCAAUCGACCUUGGAGAUAUCAAUCGUCCGAGUGAAUCGUUUCUCUUUUUUUUUACAAAAAAAAAUCUUAACAGAAUUAACGGUAGAAAUCAUCAUUCGGAAAAAAUAUAUUUUUAAGUUGAAGCAGAAA